UAAACUACUUCUUCUUUUGAUAUGUAUCAAGGAGAAUAAUGGUCUAUUGUGCAAUCCAGAUGUCAGACGGUGGACUAACAAGAAGGAUACAUUUCUUCCAACUUUGCAUGAAAAUGAUGUAGAAAUGAAAUUUUCCAUGGGCGGUGGUGGUUGUUCUCGGGCACGAAACUUCAGUCUACUCUGUUUUAAUGCGACAUAAAGUAUAACUUGGCUGGAGGGGAAAGUUGUGACAUGUCUAAAAGCAGGGCCCUGCCGCUCUAGGCUCUGCUAUGCGAGUUAUAAAAACGCGGAAGUCAUAAUUAGGCUGUAACCAUGCUGUCAAACAUAAGAACUGUGAACACUCGGAACAAACACAUGAGACUUUUCUGAAGUUUGGGAGCGUUUGCCUGAUCCAGCUGCUCAGGAGCUGCGCGUCCCUGCGCCGCAUGAAGCCGCCAGCCUGGCACCUGAAGGACCAGCUCUAUGGACAGCUCCGGGAUGCUCCGCGGGCUGCUGCUUGUUGGCCUGCUGUCCGUCCUGUGUCACGGCCAGGUGUCCCAGGAAGUCUCCGCGGAGGACUUCAAAGUGGGAAAACCCGAACCAGCCGCAGACAGAGACCUGAUGGAAGCACUGGAGGCUCUCAUGGUGGGGACGCACAAUCGGAUUUCCUCCCCAGAGAAAAGAGGGAACAUCCCGCUGUGUGGGAUGGGCGACCGCUGUGCCAUGAGGUUCGGGCCUCGCAUCGGGAAGCUCUGUGACUGCAGCACAGGAGCCAAGUGCAACUCCUACCUGCUCAAGUGCCUCUGAGCCACUGAAGACUUUUGUCUUUUUCCACACAGCAUCACUUCUGCAGGACCAAACAUCCUUAUGUGUAUCACCUGUGUGUUGUGCGUUGUCGUUGCCCGAGGAGAUGCAUGAAUGCUGUACCAUCUGUAGUGCUGCUGAUCCCCUGUAGCAUGUGUCAUGUUCAAUAAACAUUGUUAACAUCUA
Monopterus albus (swamp eel) is the source of this 969-nucleotide messenger RNA. RefSeq names its product cocaine- and amphetamine-regulated transcript-like (gene cartl). NCBI's taxonomy places the organism in Eukaryota, Metazoa, Chordata, Actinopteri, Synbranchiformes, Synbranchidae. The record is from RefSeq and is a predicted model, not a curated record. Gene Ontology annotation, molecular function: neuropeptide hormone activity. The transcript has 4 exons. Bases 463 to 786 code for a protein of 107 amino acids. Gene Ontology annotation, biological process: positive regulation of MAPK cascade; adult feeding behavior; negative regulation of appetite.